Messenger RNA from Staurois parvus, 330 nucleotides. NCBI's taxonomy places the organism in Eukaryota, Metazoa, Chordata, Amphibia, Anura, Ranidae. The record is from the annotation of a GenBank genome assembly.
AUGUGCCACUUUCAGGUCUCCUCACACUGCUGGUGUGUUCCAUUUUGUCAUAGGGUGCUGGCAGAUUACGGGCCUCCCAUUGCUGCUGCCAGGCCCGUAAUCUGCCAUGGGCCCCUGUACCGCCUCCUCAUGCUGCUGCCAGGUCCAGAGUGUCUCAUGGGUCCCUGUACGGCCUCCCAUUGCUGCUGUCUCCAUCGCCACACUCUGCCAUGUGCCACUUUCAGGUCUCCUCACACUGCUGGUGGGUUCCAUUUUGUCAUAGGGUGCUGGCAGAUUACGGGCCUCCAUUGCUGCUGCCAGGCCCGUAAUCUGCCAUGGGCCCCCGUACCG